AUGACUGCAAUCAUAUCUCAAUCCUCACACUUUGUUGAUGUUGGCACGCAAACAGACACGCACUUCUGUACCAUCAGUCACCUCCUUGAGCUUGUGGACAAGGCUGUGUCGACAGAGGAGGACCCAGGAGUUAGUAGUCUCCAAGUUGACGCUGGGUGGAAGAGCCUCGAUGGCAUUCCUUGUAUCAUGGGUGGCAUAACGGCCCUUGUUGCAUCUGUUGGUGGCACCUUGCGUGGGCGUACCUCGAACGACUUCCCUUGGAAAACUCUACCCAAGGAGCUAGCUCGGCUCGGAUGUCGCCUCGUCAACUACCCUGAUGAUACUUUGAUGCCCGGCGAGAUUCGACCUACACUCAUUCGGAGCAAAGGCAUACAUGAUCUGACCCUUCCUCAUCGGGUUAAUCUUGUCAAUGCACUCAAGAUGGGCACCCUCACUAUACAAGCCAUGACAAAUGAUACUGCUCGCAAACGCCUUACAAUGUCCUGGGACCCAGUCAUUAUCGCAGAGGCACCCUCAUAUCGAUCAAACCACUCCCGCGCGCGACGUGUGUUUGCUAAUGGUGACAUUGACUUCAGGGGGCCUCGCCGUCUUUGCCUCUCCCCCUUCUACCACCUUCCACUCGUCCCUCUACACCUUCCAAUCGUCCCUCUACACCUCCUAGUCGUCUUUCUACAUCUGCUGCUCGUCCUCCAGCAUGUGCUGCGCGUCCUCACACACCUGCUGUGCGUCCUCAUGCACCUGCUGCUCGUCCCUCCUGCACCUGCUGCUCGUCCUGCUAUACACCCUACUCGUCGUACUCAGGUUUUUGUAGAGAUAUCACGCCCACCACCCCGGCCAGCUUCUAGGGCAAUACCAUCAUCCACUGCUCGCACCAUAUCACGCCCGCUACUCCGAAUUACACUUUGGUUGCCAGCUCACGCAUUUCAUUUCAACCCUCUCGAGCAUCCCGAGAGCCUCGCUCGCACCCCUCUUGGUUACCUUGCCAGAUGGGCCUAUUCAAAUAUCUUCUCAAAUCAGCCUCAUAAAUAUGAAGGCGCUGUAGGUUUUUUUCUGCCCCUUCUGAUUUCCCAUCUGAUAUACUCUUGCGCAAACCGCCCAAUAGACGGUCUGCAAAAAUUGGCAUCUACUGCACAUAGUACGAACAUGACGCAAAACAUCCCCGAUAACCCAUCAUCUCCUCACCCGAGUUACAUGGGUCUUACUGAUACCUUCGAGUACAUGCAAGAGCAGUUUGGUGGUGGCCGUCGUAACCCAUCACCACCCCGUGAGCUGACUCCUUCGCGACUCAGGAGUAAGCUCAAGGCUACAGAGCGGGAUGCCGGCCUUGUCAAAGGUGCAUCUACCCGCCGCCAGGCUUAUCAACGCCUCGCUGUGGAAGGGCAAGAUCCUGCACCUAACUUACCUCAUGCGGUGCCGGCUGCUAUCUCGACAAGCGAAACAUCAUCGUCAAUGCUCCAUGUGGGUAGUAGUCGCCAUGCCUCACCCUUUCCUGCCCCACACGCUCCUGAACAGCUCCAGGAUGUGUUUUUUGGUUCCAUGAACCAGCCACACGCCUGGAUGGAUCCCAACUCUUCGGAUACCUUUAGCAUGAUGGGGUCCGAAUCUUAUUUAUCUGGAGGAUCGCAAAAUCACUUCGUCCCCCAGGAUAUGGACCGCCUAGCACCUCCGCCAAGUUACACUUUUCCUGCGAGUUCAUCGGGUUUGACCUCUCGUGGAUGCUCGCUAGAUCCUCAUGCUACAGGCCAAACCCAUUCUGGAUUGACUGAGGAUCUUGCUGGCAAAGUCUCACCAUUCGUCCUUCAGCCAGUUCCGUCAUCAGUCUCAUGA
Messenger RNA from Suillus subalutaceus, 1827 nucleotides. RefSeq lists its product as uncharacterized. NCBI's taxonomy places the organism in Eukaryota, Fungi, Basidiomycota, Agaricomycetes, Boletales, Suillaceae. The record is from RefSeq and is a predicted model, not a curated record. The transcript has 7 exons. The coding region runs from base 1 to 1827 and encodes 608 amino acids.